AUGGACCUGGCGUCUAAUGUAAUUCUUCUGAUUUUACAGAUCGUGUUUUAUCGUCAACAGGAGCUGGCACACGGGGACAAUUCGGUCAAAUUAGACGAGUUGAUGUUAGAGCCCGUGGUCGACGAGUCCGUGUUGACACGGUUUCGAAACCACAAGUUGAUAAGAUUGUACAAUCCGGACCAAUGCGGCGUUCAGUUGAGAACACUUAAGGGUAUUGUUCGAGAUAUUUUCGAGCUAGGUUUACCUGAGGAGUCAGCGGAUGUCACGGUGAUUUCGCUGGCGAAUCAUUACUACGCACAGCGAAUUAAAGAACUGGAAGAAAAAGAACUGCCGCAAUUGCAAAUGCAAAUGCGACGAGCAGUAGCAUUAAACAUGAACGAGGUUGAUUUGGACAAAUGA
Lachancea mirantina is the source of this 399-nucleotide messenger RNA. The record is from the annotation of a GenBank genome assembly. Lineage: Eukaryota; Fungi; Ascomycota; Saccharomycetes; Saccharomycetales; Saccharomycetaceae.